CAGGUGUAGACGAACGAAAACUGUUUAUAUAGUAAAAUGCAGGUCAAAAUCAUUUGCAUAGAUUUUCUAGAUAGCCGGUGUCUAUUUUUACCUGUAACCCUGUACUUUAAUAGUUUUUCAGUUUUUCAUCACCAGAGCCAAGCUGCAGACGGUACAACAACGGCCAAGGCUAAAGUUCAUUGUCGGGAUUAUUCGUCGUUAUUUGAAAAAUGCCACCAAAGAAAACAAAAGCUAGGCGUUCGAUAGUAGCCGAGAAUGUGGAACCAAUACCUUCAAACAAGGCGAGCGAAAGUAAUAAUCAAGCUAGUUCAAGUCGAGUGGUCAAAGCAGAUUUGAGCUCGAGUCGCGGUUUUGGCGACAUCGCUCAAACGAAAACUCUGUUACCCCAUCAAAUCUCAAAACCAGAAGUCCAGCCUAACAUAUCGAUCAGAGCAGUUAAACUACAACCCUUCAAGCCAAGAAUUUCUAAGUCAGAGCCAGCCCUUCCAAAUAUUAAAUAUCCAAAAGUCUCUCUUAGUGCUUUAGGGACGACAACCAGCCCACAAUACCUAACGAAAAAGACAACGCCUAUCAAAGAAUCCGUUGAGGUACAAACACAAACCCGCAAAACCUUACUCAGCAGUCUUUACCAGGAAGACAGCACCAGCCACCCAUCUUCGCAAACUACAGAUUUGUAUACAAGCAUUUCAUCCAAUAAAAGGGAUCAUUUACAAAGUGCUGCAGAACCCAGAAGAAGCCUCAGACCAAAUCGCUCAAGAAGCCAGUGUAGUUUGGAGUGCUGUGAAGAAGAAGACAUGGAAACAAGAAGUAAAGCACGUUUAAUGACACCUCAUGAAGGACGAAGAACCCCCAGAACAAGAACCUCUGCACGGACACGCCCAUUGGGCAUAAAAAAGGAACCAGAAGAUGAUGUCGAUCAUGUAAAGGCAAUGCUCCAAUAUGAUGAUGUUGUGGACUCUACUGGACGUAGAGAUGUACCUAAACACCUUUUUGGCCUCGAUGGAAACAAUGAGCCAGCCUUAUCAUCAACUGACGAUGAGAUCUGUGUUGAUGGUGACACAAACAACAAUGUCACUAUAGCAGCUCGACCAAAAGCCUGGUGUUCCUGCAGUCCCUGGUGUGUGCUAACCUGUAUGGCAGUCUUGGUUGCCAUGGUAGCCAUCUCUAGUGUGUUUCAGCCUUGCCCCCAUGACGCUGCUCUCUUCAAGGGACUGAACAUUAAGAUUACAGAGGAUGAUGCAGAGGAUAAGAUGGAUAGCAACCUGCGUGAACUUCAGGAGAAGCUAGAACAAUUAUCAGCUCAAGUCAGUGGCCUGCGGCAAACAGUCAUCAAAAACGAGACUGAAGAAGCAGUGGAUACUCAGCAGCCAAUGACCAAAGAGACCCUUAAACUCAUGCUGGAGAAGAUGCUAAGGGACAACAUGGAGGCGGCUCUGGACAAGUACAGUGCCGACAAACUGGGAAUCCCUGACUAUGCACUUGAGUCAGAUGGUGGAGCUAUUCACUUCCCCCAUCACUCGACGACUUUCAACACUGGCACUGAGCGAGGGUGGUUUGGCCUCAGUUUCUGGUAUGACACAGUUUCUCCUCGGGUUAUCAUACAGCCUGACAAUAAGCCAGGUCAAUGCUGGGCGUUUCAAGGACAACAAGGCUACGUUGUUAUCAAGCUGUCGAGGGCAAUCAUCCCUACAAUGUUCACGUUGGAACACAUUCCGUCCUCCCUCUCCACGAAUGGCCAAGGAAAAAUCCCUACCGCGCCCAAGGACUUCUCCGUGUGGGGUUGGGCGGAUCCCGAGGGCACUGAGAAGGUGAUGCUCGGUAACUUCACGUACAAGAAAGAGGGCAAAUCCCUGCAGACCUUCCAAGUCAAGGGAACCCCGUCUGAUGCCGUGUUCCGUUACGUGGAGCUGCGUGUGCUGAGUAACCACGGCCAGGCUACUCACACCUGCAUCUACCGCCUUCGUGUCCAUGGUGACCUGCCGCCCACGACAAGACCCUAGCUAUGUAGUCCUCCUUAAUAGACAACCGUGUUGUGUGUCAUCGUCAAUUAAAACACGUGUACUGCGAAGCUCCGAGGGGGGAGAUUGCAGAACUAUGUUGUUUACGGUAAUGAGUUGAUUUGUGUUUCAUUUUUAAAACGACCAAGACUGGUUCCAUAAGGGGUAUGGGUUUGGGUCAUUUGCCAAACUAUCCCACAAUCCUGAUGGCGCACCUAGAUAUAGCAUUAAAGCCGCAUUGUCACCAGUUCACUUCCGGAGGUCCGACGCAAACCUCAACCGUUAAAAGACAAAAGAAUCUAUUAAAAUCCGAGAUAUUUAACAUGCCAUCCGCUCUAAAUUAUCAAUCACAUCCUCGAAGAAACUUGCAAUAUACACACUGCUUUCAAUAUUUUGAAAUAUUUUUCGAGUUUCCGUUAAAUCAUCGGAAAUUGUAACGUAAUCUACCGGAAGUAAACUGGUGACAAUGGGGCUUUAAUAUUUAUGUCAAUACAAUUUCUAGAGUGUAAGGUUUUGUGUUAUCAUGUCUGCGAUAUUUAUCAUCGCGCUCUAAAGACAUCGCGAAAUGCUACACAUAAUGCAGCAAAAUAAAAUAAAAUGUUUAUAUUCGAGUUUGUGGAAGUUUUUGAACCACUAAAGUAUAUUUUGUACAAAUCAAUCCUUUGAGUUACGAUGUAAUAUCAUGUGGGUCGUACUAUCGCAUUCAAAUCAAUGCAGGUUUCAUAGUAGUCAUAUCGUUAUUUAUAUUUUAAAAUACCUCCCGAAAAAAGAAGCAAUGGUUCACUCCAUCACAAACAUUGUACAGAAAAAUUAUAGGUAAAGUGAUAAACUAUUCUAUAAUAGUAUUGAUAAAUGAUUGUAUAAAGUUCUGUGGCAUAUAAAAGAUAGUUCAAAUAAAAAGCAUUUGGGAUCCGU
Messenger RNA from Nematostella vectensis (starlet sea anemone), 2912 nucleotides. RefSeq lists its product as uncharacterized. The record is from RefSeq and is a predicted model, not a curated record. Lineage: Eukaryota; Metazoa; Cnidaria; Anthozoa; Actiniaria; Edwardsiidae. The transcript is spliced from 14 exons. Gene Ontology annotation, molecular function: protein-membrane adaptor activity. The coding region runs from base 210 to 2000 and encodes 596 amino acids. Gene Ontology annotation, biological process: nuclear envelope organization. Gene Ontology annotation, cellular component: nuclear envelope; meiotic nuclear membrane microtubule tethering complex.